Messenger RNA from Aplysia californica (California sea hare), 2246 nucleotides. Its product is annotated as nuclear transcription factor Y subunit alpha. NCBI's taxonomy places the organism in Eukaryota, Metazoa, Mollusca, Gastropoda, Aplysiida, Aplysiidae. Gene Ontology annotation, molecular function: RNA polymerase II cis-regulatory region sequence-specific DNA binding; DNA-binding transcription factor activity, RNA polymerase II-specific. The record is from RefSeq and is a predicted model, not a curated record. The transcript has 7 exons. Gene Ontology annotation, cellular component: CCAAT-binding factor complex. The coding region runs from base 606 to 1448 and encodes 280 amino acids. Gene Ontology annotation, biological process: regulation of transcription by RNA polymerase II.
UUCCUUCCUGUAUUUGCCUUGCUUAGGCCUCUCUACGCUUUUAUACACAGAAAAACACUGUGUAUUAACUGGCGCGUUAUUAUUAGUUAUUUGCCUUUGCUUGUGUGUAUAUCAAUAAAUAUAUAUAUUCUAGUGCCCUUUUUGGGGUAAACAAUAGGAUUAUUGAAAACCAAGUUAGUAUUGUAGUAGAUCUAAAUCUAGAUCUAGACUAGUAUAUAUAGAUAAUCUAUAUAAUAUGUUGUCAUUGUUGAAAUUGAAUGUCAUAGAAUCUUAUUUUACGAUCCAGAUCCAACAAAUGUUAAGAUAGAUUCUAGAUCUAGUCUAGAUCUUAGAUCUAGAUUUCUAGAUGACGUAGAUCUACGUAGUGUUGUCUGGUCAAGAUUUUGUGUUGUAGACUUCUAGUAGGGAGUGGAGACUACUCAACUCCACUCUACGACUACAGACUACUGACAACUUUACAAGAAGUGGAGUUGAUACAGGACAAGUGCAAGAAUCUAUUCGACAUUGGCACCUUGUUUUGAGACUGCUUUUAACGCCAACCAAGUUUAGUGAGAAGCUACUAAAAUAUUGACUAUUGAGAUCUCUGGCUUUGAACCUGCUGUCCAAUGGCUGAGGGCGAGCAGCAGUUCACCCUCUACGAUGCCACAUCCCACCAGCCCAUGACAGUGACUGUCAACAACACAGAGGAUGCUCAAGCAGUACAGAGCAUUCAGUACAUUACCACUGAUGGUGUUCCUGUGACACAGCUUGGGGCCAAUGAUGUCAUCCAGGUGGCCCAGGGAGAUGGAACAUUUCAACAAGCUGCUGCUGGGUUUCAGACUCUGAACGCCACUGCCCAGCCCCAAGUUAUCACAAACACAUCUUUUGCUUCCAACUCACAGGUUGGCACCAUAAUCCCUCAGAACAACGUACUCCAGAGCGUGGUACAGCAGGCGGCUACCCCAGCUGCUCAACAGCAAACAACUUCUGCGGCCAGCACAUCCACGCCAGUGAGUGCCGUGGCCACUGCCGGCAUCCCGCAGAUGUUGUUUCUCAACCAGGUCACCAUCAACGGCCAGACCUCUUUUGUACUGGUGGAUGCCAACAACAAACCAGUUCAGUUGCCUCAAGGUAUUCAAGUCAUAAACCUCCCAACGCCACAGAUUUCUGGACAGCCAAUUCAGAUGCAGCCGAGUGGAGAUACAGGAGAUGAACCUCUGUAUGUGAAUGCUAAACAAUACCACAGGAUUCUGAAACGAAGGCAAGCGCGAGCCAAACUGGAGUUGGAAGGGAAAAUUCCAAAAGAAAGACAGAAAUACUUGUAUGAAUCCAGACAUCGACAUGCACUGAAUCGAGCUCGUGGCUCUGGGGGAAUCUUCGUAGGCCAAGAAAUGAAAAACGUCGAUCAGCAGAACCUGCAAGCUGCCAAGGAAGAGAAUGCAUUAAUGUUACAACAUUUUAAGCCCUAGAGAGUGGAAUGAGUGACUUGUCUGCUGCAUAAUGUUCACUGUAUGGAUGUGACAUAUUUGAAGGUGACGUUUAAGAGAGAAGGAAAGGAAGUGGUUACCAAAACUGUGACGAGGUUUCAAGUAAAGUGAGUUGGCUCGCUAAGGUGUGUGAGCCUUGAACAAUUCCUCUCUGUGCCGUGAAUCCUUCUCCAGUUGUGUCCCAAGUUUUACCCAGUUUCUUGGUGUCUGCCUCCACCUUUCUCCACUGCGUUCUUCAUGGUUUUCCUUCGUGAUUCAACUCAAUCAGGAUGAUAUUUUUGUUUCUUUUUACAUUACGUACUACAGUCUCAGUCUGGUGCCAGUGGCGACUUUACUCACUCGUUAUAUGCUCAAAUGUUCCAGCCUUGUGUGGAAAAGCAUAAGUUCAGACUAUUUGCUUUCUGUGCGUACUGUAAGCUGGAAGGAGUACUGUACACUGUCUUUGUUUACUGUAAGCUGUAAGAAGUAGUGUUACCCUCUGGGGCGGUACUACUGACUGAAGCGUCUUUAGGCCAUUCCCAAAGGGGGGACAUUAACCCUUUCACCCUCAGAGCUAUCCCUGCCCAACAAGGCUGAAAUUCUGGCAAAAGGGACCUAACUCCGCUUAGACUGCAUGACUAUAUUAUUUUUAAAAAUCAUUAAAAAUCAGAGGAUGAGUCUAAAAUUACAGUUUAGGUGUCAGAGCACAGAUAAAUGAAUAAACUACAAGAAAAUGUAUGGUUUUGUACGAAAAAUCAUUGUGUAUUAGGUAAAAAAAAAUUCUGAAGUGAAAAAAAAAAA